Messenger RNA from Chanos chanos (milkfish), 2772 nucleotides. It is a transcript of the gene wdr47a, whose product is annotated as WD repeat domain 47a. Gene Ontology annotation, molecular function: protein binding. The coding region runs from base 70 to 2772 and encodes 900 amino acids. The record is from RefSeq and is a predicted model, not a curated record. Lineage: Eukaryota; Metazoa; Chordata; Actinopteri; Gonorynchiformes; Chanidae. The transcript has 15 exons.
CGAAUCUAAAGCGACACCCAAGACGACACUUCUCAUUUGUGUAUAUGUAAUGACUAACAGCCUUCCGCCAUGACAGCCGAGGAGACCAUCAACAUCAAGGAGGUGGAGAUCAUUAAGGUCGUCCUAGACUUCCUCAACUCCCGCAAGCUGCACAUCAGCAUGUUAGCCCUGGAGAAAGAAAGCGGCGUUAUAAACGGGCUCUACUCUGACGACAUGCUCUUCCUCAGACAACUUGUACUGGAUGGACAAUGGGAUGAAGUUCUCCAGUUCAUUCAGCCACUGGAGAGCAUGGAAAAGUUUGACAGAAAGAGGUUCCGUUACAUCGUCCUGAAACAGAAGUUUCUAGAAGCCCUGUGCGUGAAUAACGCUAUGUCUGCGGAGGACGAGCCUCAGCACCUGGAGUUCACCAUGCAGGAGGCUGUGAAGUGCCUUCACGCCCUGGAGGAGUUCUGUCCGUCUAAAGAGGAUUACAGCAAGCUCUGCCUGCUCCUCACCCUCCCGCGACUCACCAACCACGCCGAAUUUAAGGACUGGAACCCCAGCACGGCCCGCGUGCACUGCUUCGAAGAGGCCUGCACCAUGGUGGCGGAGUUCAUCCCGGCCGACCGGAAGCUCAGCGAGGCGGGAUUCCGGGCGAGCUCCAACCGGCUCUUCCAGCUCCUCAUCAAAGGCCUGCUGUACGAGUGCUGCGUGGAAUUCUGCCAGAGCAAAGCCACGGGAGAGGAGAUCACGGAAGGGGAGGUGCUCCUCGGGAUAGACAUGCUGUGCGGGAACGGCUGCGACGACCUGGACCUGAGCCUCCUCUCCUGGCUCCAGAACCUCUCCCCCAGCGUGUUCUCCUGCGCCUUCGAGCAGAAGAUGCUGAACAUCCACACCGACCGUCUGGUCAAGCCGGCCAAAGCCGCCUACGCCGACCUCCUCACCCCGCUCAUCAGCAAGCUCUCGCCCUACCCCGCCUCGCCCCUGCGGCGGCCGCAGUCCGCCGACACGUACAUGUCCCGGUCCCUCAACCCCGCCCUGGACGGCCUGUCCUACGGGCUCUCGGGUCAGGAGAAGCGAGCCUCAGAUCCCGGCGGGAAGGCGUCGCCCAUGUCGCACUCGUUCGCCAACUUCCACUACCCGGGCGGGCAGAACCUGAGUCGCAGUUUGAUGAUGGAGACGUCCGAGUGCCACAGCAUCUUUGAGGAGUCUCCGGAGAGCUCUAGGACCGACACUCCCACGGACAAAAUGAUGAGUUCCUCCGGCCCACAGAAGACACGCCCCGACUCCGCCCCCGGGGAGGACGCCCCUCCCCCCGGCUCGGGAGAGAAGAACGAGCUGCGGGACUCGACGGAGCAGUUUCAGGAGUAUUACAGGCAGCGUCUGCGGGUGCAGCAGCACCUGGAGCAGAAGCAGCAGCAGAGAGAGCUGUACAGACAGAUGCUGCUGGAGGGAGGGGUUCAGCAGCAGGAGAGCCCAGUCACUGCCAAACACAACCUGACGGAGACCUUCCUCAACAGGUCUAUUCAGAAGCUAGAGGAGCUGAACGUUGGAAUGGAGGAUUUGGGGGAGGAGGUGCAGGCUUUGGCCCAGCAGUGUAACGGAGGUUUAGAGAACGGGAGGGUGGCAGGGGCGCCCCCCGGUGGCACAGACUCGCCGGUGGUCAGCAGCACCCCUCAGAGAACCACAGGGGGGAAGGAGGUUCCCCCUCCCAACGAGUCUCCAGUCCUCCCUCCGAGUGUGAAGCAGGACAAAGUUAGCCCACUUGACAGCAGCACGACCCGAUCCAAAGGACCAGAGGAGGAGAAAUCCAAGACUAAGUUUGUGGCUGUCAGUACUCUGGAGGACACACAGGCAGUGCGCGCUGUGGCGUUUCACCCCACGGGGGCGCUCUUCGCGGUCGGCUCCAAUUCCAAAACACUACGAGUCUGUGCUUAUCCGGACACACUGGAUACCAGUGGCCUUGGAGCACCCAAGCCCCCGGUCAUUCGUUUUAAAAGGAAUAAACACCAUAAGGGAUCAAUAUACUGUGUUGCGUGGAGUCCCUGCGGGCAGCUCUUAGCAACCGGCUCAAACGACAAAUACGUCAAAGUGCUGCCCUUCAACGCAGACACCUGCAAUGCUACAGGUCCUGAUCUGGAGUUUAGUAUGCAUGAUGGGACGAUUCGUGACUUGGCAUUUAUGGAGGGCCCAGAGAGUGGAGGAGCCAUUUUAAUCAGCGCAGGUGCUGGAGACUGUAACAUCUACACUACUGACUGUCAGAGAGGACAGGGUCUACACGCUCUGAGUGGACACACAGGGCACAUCCUGUCUCUGUAUACCUGGGGUGGGUGGAUGAUAGCGUCUGGAUCCCAGGACAAAACGGUCCGAUUCUGGGACCUACGGGUACCCAGCUGUGUACGAGUCGUUGGCACCGCCUUCCAUGGCUCAGGUAGCCCUGUUGCCUCGGUAGCGGUGGACCCGAGUGGCCGUCUCCUGGCAACAGGCCAGGAGGACAGCGGAGUCAUGCUGUAUGACAUCAGAGGGGGCCGUAUGGUGCAGACAUACCACCCCCACUCCAGCGACGUGCGUUCAGUACGCUUUUCGCCCGGCGCUCACUACCUCCUCACCGGCUCCUACGACACCAAGGUCAAGGUCACAGACCUGCAAGGUGACCUGACGAAGCCGCUGCCGUUGACUGUAGCGGGAGAACACAGUGAUAAGGUGAUCCAGUGUAGGUGGCACACACAAGACCUGUCUUUCCUGUCCUCCUCCGCUGACCGCACCGUCACUCUCUGGACACAAAAUGUGUAG